CAGGCGCGCGGCCAGCGGCGGUUGGCUGCUCGCGGAUCGGCGGGCGGUUGGUGUGAGCCGGACAGAGCUGCAGCUGCUGGAACCGGCGCCAUGGUGGAGAAGGAGGAGGCUGGUGGCGGCAUCAGUGAGGAGGAGGCGGCGCAGUAUGAUCGGCAGAUCCGCCUGUGGGGCUUAGAGGCUCAGAAACGGCUGCGGGCCUCCCGGGUGCUUCUUGUUGGCAUGAAAGGACUUGGGGCUGAAAUUGCCAAGAAUCUCAUCCUGGCAGGAGUUAAAGGACUGACCAUGCUGGAUCAUGAACAGGUAUCUCCAGAAGAUCCAAGGGCUCAAUUCCUGAUUCGUACUGGGUCUGUUGGCCGAAAUAGGGCUGAAGCCUCUUUGGAGCGGGCCCAGAAUCUCAACCCCAUGGUGGAUGUGAAGGUGGACACUGAGGAUAUAGAGAAGAAACCCGAGUCAUUUUUCACUCAGUUUGAUGCUGUAUGCUUAACUUGCUGCUCCAGGGAUGUCAUAGUUAAAAUUGAUCAGAUCUGCCACAAAAACAGCAUCAAGUUCUUCACAGGAGAUGUUUUUGGCUACCAUGGGUAUACUUUUGCCAAUCUUGGAGAGCAUGAAUUUGUAGAGGAGAAAACUAAAGUUGCCAAAGUUAGCCAAGGAGUGGAAGAUGGACCUGAUACCAAGAGAGCAAAACUUGAUUCAUCUGAGACAACCAUGGUCAAAAAGAAGGUGGUCUUCUGCCCUGUGAAAGAGGCACUGGAGGUAGACUGGAGCACUGAGAAAGCAAAGACUGCCCUGAAGCGAACAACCUCUGAUUACUUCCUCCUGCAAGUGCUCCUGAAAUUCCGCACAGAUAAAGGAAGAGAUCCUAGUUCUGAUACUUACGGGGAAGAUUCUGAGUUGCUGCUUCAGAUACGAAAUGAUGUGCUUGACUCACUGGGUGUUAGUCCUGACCUGCUUCCCGACGACUUUGUCAGGUACUGCUUCUCCGAGAUGGCCCCAGUAUGUGCGGUGGUUGGAGGGAUCUUGGCACAGGAAAUUGUGAAGGCUCUGUCUCAGAGGGACCCUCCUCACAACAACUUCUUCUUUUUCGAUGGCAUGAAGGGGAAUGGAAUUGUGGAGUGUCUGGGUCCCAAGUGAGUCCAAGACUUGGCAGCCCCAGAGACAUUGACUGAAGCAUGCCCACAUGUAUUCCCCUCCCCCUCCCUCCACAAAGGCAUCUCCAGACCAGGGAAGAGUGAAGUCAUGGGCUCAUGCAGAGCAUUUCCUGCAGACAGGGAGGUGUGCAGAUAUGCUGCUUCCAUCGCCAGCAGUCGCUAGGCAGGGGCACAGGGACUGGACAUAACCUUCCCAGUAGUUUGGGACCUUUGGCCACCACAGGCCUGCCUGCUGCCCACAUGGCAGACACCUCAAACCACCCAGUCUACUCAUCCUACUGAAACGCAGCCAGUCCUCUAGGGCAUUGUUGGUGAGUUCGCAGGAACCUCAGACCUCAUGGGACCUCCUGCCACCUUCUUAGCCUUGUUCCCCACCUGGUGUCAUAUAGAGAAGGGCAUGACUUCAGGUGGGGAAUGAGGCCCAGGACACUCCAGUGGAACCACAGUACCAAAUUCAGACAGGUGCCCUUAGAGAAAAAACAACAGGCAGAAUGUACUUCCUCCAGUGUUUGAGAUCAUGAAAACAACAGGUGGUGUUUGGUGUCCAGUUCUUUAGUUUUAGUUUAGGAUUAGGCAAGUUCCAGCCUAGAUUUUGGAAGGAAAGAAAUGUUACCAAGUUCUCGUGCAAGUUAAAUAUUAGUAGAAGAGCUCAUUUUAAAAAGGUAGAUUGAAGCUGUGCAUGGUGGUGCAGGCCUGUAAUCCCAGCAACUCAGGAGGCUGAGGCAGGAGGAUCAUUAAGUUCAAUGUCAGCCUCAGCAAUUUCAUGAGGCCCUGCGUCAAAAAUAAAAAUAAAAAGGGCUCAGGUUAUAGUUCAGUGGUAGAGCAUCCCCGGGUUCAGUCCCCAGUACUGUUUUUUAAAAAAUCAAAAAUUUAAAAAUAAAAAGGCAAGUACCUGGGUCCAAGCAGAAUUCUUAGGCUGCAGGUAAAAGAUUCUGCCCCUCACAGAACCCAUCACUGGUGUGCACAGAUCCUUGUAUUUAAGGGCUGUGUCAGUCCUUCAUUUACCCCCCGAAUUGUAUCUUUGGCUGUUUUACAUAUUUUCUACAUGUUCCUUGGUUCUUUAAUAAGGAAAGAUAAUAAAGUUAUUUGCCUUAG
Molecule: messenger RNA, 2243 nt
Organism: Sciurus carolinensis (gray squirrel)
Lineage: Eukaryota; Metazoa; Chordata; Mammalia; Rodentia; Sciuridae
Gene: Sae1
Product: SUMO1 activating enzyme subunit 1
Exons: 9
Coding region: 91-1131 (346 amino acids)
Biological process (GO): protein sumoylation
Cellular component (GO): cytoplasm; SUMO activating enzyme complex
Molecular function (GO): SUMO activating enzyme activity
Source: RefSeq, a predicted model, not a curated record